AUGAGCAUGGUGAUCGUGAUGACCUUGUACUAUAUGGUGAAGUUCUCCAUGGGGGACUCCGUGGUGGUGCAGAUUCUCCGCUGUGUCCUGGAGUGCUACCUGAUGAUGCGGAUCCUCAGCGUGAAGUGCCUCCUAAUGGAGUGGAUAUUUGUGGUGUGCUACCUGGAAGUGCGGAUCUUCCUGGCGAGGUACUUCCUGGAGGGCAACACGGUGAUGCGGAUGAUCUUGGCGAAGUGUUUCCUGGAGGAGUGGAGGUACUUGGUGGUGCGGACCUUCAGUGUGGAGUGCUUCCUGCUGGAGUGGAUGGUGAUGGGAUACCAUUUGGAGGUGUGGAUCUUUCUGGCGAGGUGCCCUCUGGAGGGCUCCAUGGUGGUGUGGAUCCUCGUGGUGAAGUGCUUCCUGGAGGAGUGCAGGGUGGUGGAGUGCUUGCGCCUGGCCUUCGUGGAGCCCUUGAGGAAUGUUUCGGCCCGCUGCGGGAGGCUCAGAAGAGGAUGGAGGCUCAACUCUUCCUCAGUUUCUCAUGUCUCAGAGUCAAUGGCCCUUCUAUGCUUCGUGAUGGUGAUGGUGGUGAGGUUCAUUCCUCACGUGAUGCUGGGGUCGCAGAUCCUCCACAAGGCGGCGGUGUGGUUCGAGUGA
Prorocentrum cordatum is the source of this 636-nucleotide messenger RNA. The record is from the annotation of a GenBank genome assembly. NCBI's taxonomy places the organism in Eukaryota, Dinophyceae, Prorocentrales, Prorocentraceae.